AUGGCUGAUCAAGGCCCCGUUACCACCAUCGUGCCCUUUGCCGAUCGCAACAAGCUGCCCGCUUGUGCCGUCUCCUGCAAGGCACUCUACGACGCCAACGCCAACUGCGUCCCCCCCGUCAUCCCUUCUGGCCCCGUCUCCAACUAUGAGGCCUGCUUCUGCAUCAAUAAAAACGUCAUUGCCCUCUCCACCGCUACUGAUGCCGUCUGCAACGAUGUCUGCUCCGCUGAGCAGGGCGGCCAGUCCUCGGUCGCCAAGUGGUUCGGCAGCCUCUGCCACGUUACCGCCGGUGGUGGAACGACUAGCACGGCGACGACCACCACUACAAAGGGCUCAAGCUCAGGAAAUUCGUCCUCUGGUGGCAGCAGCCAGAAAAGCGGCGACUGGAUCUCAAACCAUUGGCAAUGGGUCAUCAUGCUCGUUGUUCUGAUUGUCGCCAUUGCUGGCAUCUGGAUCGGCGCCUGCAUCUGGCGCCGCCGCUACCUCCGCCGCAAGGAUCGUCAGACCUCGCUCGGCCAGAAGCAGUCCGGCUCGGCUUCCCGACCAUCCUGGGGCCCGGGCACUGCUGUGCCCAAGUCCGACUCGGGUGCUCCCAUAACCUACUCCAGCAAUGCCGAGGCUGCCUAUCCGUCGUUUGACUCAGCCGAGAAGCCCAAGCAAAAGAAGAAGUGGACUGUCACCUCGAGGACAUGA
Messenger RNA from Akanthomyces muscarius, 693 nucleotides. RefSeq lists its product as uncharacterized. NCBI's taxonomy places the organism in Eukaryota, Fungi, Ascomycota, Sordariomycetes, Hypocreales, Cordycipitaceae. The coding region runs from base 1 to 693 and encodes 230 amino acids. The transcript is spliced from 3 exons. The record is from RefSeq and is a predicted model, not a curated record.